This is a messenger RNA of Peniophora sp. CBMAI 1063, 4689 nucleotides long. The record is from the annotation of a GenBank genome assembly. Lineage: Eukaryota; Fungi; Basidiomycota; Agaricomycetes; Russulales; Peniophoraceae.
AUGCCAUCCGAGGUCGCGCGCCAACUGCGACUCAUCCUCGAGAACUCUCCCCAAUCAUGCACUGAAGACGAACUAUACGCGUUAGUCGACAACUUUGUGCACCGAUGGUCGACGGCGGAAGAGCCCGAGCAGCUCCUGUCCGCGUUCGAGGACGAGCUGCAGGCGAUCCACCGCGACGCCGUGAAUCACGACUCUUAUGUGCACGCUGGCUUGGUGCUCGGUGUGCUGGGACAUUUGGCGCCUGCGCUGCCGGCUACGGCGAUCAUCGAGGCUUGGUGGGAUCUCGUGCUUCGGCCGGCGCUGCGAGAGCCGAGGCUAUCGCGCGUUGCGCUCGCGCACGCCAAGGACCUCACGCUCAUUGCACUCGAACGGCCAUGUGACGAUGACAGGCAGACGAACUUUCAGAGACGCGUACUGGACUUGUACCUGCUCGAUGCGUUCAACGAGGGCUCGGGAGACGAUAUCAUCGAAUGGGCGGAGUUACCGGAGGAGGACCGACAUCGCCGACACACUUGGAAGGCAAACUUGGAGGAUGUGCUAGUGCGCUAUGGUUUGCGCCAACCAGAGGCACUAUUCACGCAUAUUAACGACUGCUUCCAAGUUCCCGAGCACAGACUUCAAAUACUCGGCUUCCUCAACCGAUUCACUAACGAAAAAGCCGUCGAAGAACAUAUCAAUACCCUGGCGGAACAUGCUCUGAUCUCUAGCAUCCUAACUUCACUCCUCGUCGACAACUCUACGACUGUAUGCACCUUCUCGCUCACACUAUUGGCGAAACUCCUCCCUCUGUUCGCCGUUCACUCUUGUGUUACGCUCAAGUCAAAUCUCCCUCGCCUAUUCGCUAUCCUCUCGCGCAUCGUAUGCUGGAAAGAGCGCACCGGUGACCACACAGCCGAAGUCGAAGUUCAAGACGGCGAUGAGACUGAUGGGACGAUUCCCGGCCCGGUCGAGGGGAGCCGCGCGCUCGACACGAACCCCGAUCUUGAUUGGAACCGACUCGAGCUAUCUUUCACUGCACCAUCUUCUGCACCUCCACCACAUCGCUACUUCGCCAUCCUGUACUAUCUGUUUCCAUGCAAUCUACUCCAGUUCUUGCGGCAACCUGCAAACUAUCUCGUCGACCGUGGUAUUGAGAGUCCGUACGCUGUGGAAUGGGAAGAGGCCCUCGAUCACGAUCAGAUCAAGACCAAGUGCGAGGUACUUCUUCUGCAACAUGUCACGCACCCGCAGAUCAUCUGGCGCAAUGCGGCAGUCGAGAUGGACGAGGCACCCUUCUUCGAAGGCUACGACGUAGCGCGCAUCGUUGCCGAAUGCCAAACACUGGGCCUACGUAACACACCUCUCGCUCCGCCUCCACCCGCUUCUGAGCCCGUGGCCACGGACAUCGAAGAGCUUGCAGCCGGCGUCGCCGACCCUCCACAUCACAAGUACAAGCUCUCUCUGCAGAACAUGCUCGAUACUACUAUCGCUUUACGCUCAGACUACGACAUCGAACUCGUGGAUGCAACACCCGUAUGGCCGUACCAAAUGUUCCAGACGGAGGCGACGGCAACAUCACCUGGUUCGGCGCGCGCGUCAGUAUACUCCCAGUCCCGCGCCGUUUCACCAGAACGAGAGCGAACGCGGGAGGAUGUGCCAGGGCAUCUCGCGCAUGCUAUUUCGUCGUUGCAACGUGAGAUCCUGCUGUUGCGCAAUGAGUUGAACUUCGAGAGUUGGCUGUCGCGCGAGAACGUCAAGCAGAUCACGACGUUGUAUGAACAUCGCAUUAUCAGUCGACAUGCCGAGGCUGAGCGGCAGGGCUUGCACAACAAACUACGCGAGUACAAGGCGCGCGCAACACGACUCGAGAGGCUGCUUAAGGACGAGAAAGAGCAGAGCGAGCGCACGAAGAGCAAGUACGCAGAUUGGAACAACGGUCUGCAGACUAAGCUGCACACGUUGCGUGAGGGGAAGAAGGCGUGGAAAAUGGAGACGGCCGCGUUACGGCAGGCCGAGAAGGAUCUUCGCGCGAACUUCUCUGCGCAGGGCAAGCUUCUGGCGCAGGCGGAGAACAAGGUGUUUCAUCUCGAGACGGCGCGCAAGGAAACCCAGCACAAGAUUGAUCGCCUGCGGGACUAUGAGCGGCAGAUCGAGCAGCUCACUGCGACGCAGAAGCUUUGGGACUCUGACGUGCAAAGGCAUAAGGAGAUGAAGGAGAUCAUGCGCGGUGUGCUCAGCAAGCACCAAAAGCUGGUUCUGCGCGUCGAGAACUACCAAUAUCAGUUCGCGCAAAUGGAAGAGCAGGCAAAGACAUACCGACGCACAAUAUCCUCGCUUGAAGCCAAACUUGCAUUCACCCGGAUGCAACAUCAAAACGUGCGGCGUGAUUCGGAGCCGCGAAGGCACCUCGAAGCGCAAGUCGAGAUGUCUCGCUACAGUGCCGACAUCAUACGUCUACGCGAGAAGAACUCUGAACUGGAAGAGCAGGUCGAUGAGCUCACGUCUAUGGUCGAGAUCUUGCGGUCGCAGAUGGGCGGGCGGCGACGCAACGCGCUCGAUCUCUCUUCCGCCCACCAUCUACUCCAGUUAUACCCUCUAAAAAUCUACAAGAUGUCCGCCGAAUCUGAGAGCUUUGGCUUCCAGGCCGAGAUCUCCCAGCUUCUCGACCUUAUCAUCAACACUUUCUACUCGAACAAGGAGAUCUUCCUUCGCGAGAUCAUCUCCAACGGCUCCGAUGCGCUCGACAAGAUCCGCUACCAGUCUCUGACUGACCCCACCGCGCUCGACUCUGAGAAGGAGCUGUACAUCCGCAUCACGCCCGACAAGGAGGCGAAGACGCUCUCCAUCCGCGACACCGGUAUCGGCAUGACCAAGGCCGACAUGGUCAACAACCUCGGUACGAUCGCAAAGUCCGGCACAAAGGGCUUCAUGGAGGCGCUCAGCUCUGGUGCCGACAUCUCUAUGAUCGGCCAGUUCGGUGUCGGUUUCUACUCUGCAUACCUCGUCGCCGAGCGCGUUCAGGUUAUCUCGAAGCACAACGACGACGAGCAGUACAUCUGGGAGUCUGCCGCCGGCGGUACCUUCACCAUCACGCCCGACACCGUCAACCCGCCCAUCGGCCGCGGUACCGAGGUUCGUCUCUACCUCAAGGAGGACCAGCUCGAGUACCUCGAGGAGAAGCGCAUCAAGGAUAUCGUCAAGAAGCACUCUGAGUUCAUCUCCUACCCUAUCCAGCUCGUCGUGACCAAGGAGGUCGAGAAGGAGGUUGAGGACGAGGAGGAGGCCGAGGAGAAGGAGGAUGCCAAGAUUGAGGAGGUCGACGAGGACGAGGACAAGAAGAAGAAGACGAAGAAGGAGAAGGUCACCGAGAAGUCCAACGAGGAGCUCAACAAGACCAAGCCCAUCUGGACGCGCAACCCCUCCGACAUCAGCCAGGAGGAGUACGGCGCCUUCUACAAGUCGCUCACCAACGACUGGGAGGACCAUCUCGCCGUCAAGCACUUCUCCGUUGAGGGUCAGCUCGAGUUCAAGGCUAUCCUUUACGUCCCGAAGCGCGCGCCCUUCGACCUCUUCGAGCAGAAGAAGAAGCGUAACAACAUCAAGCUCUACGUCCGCCGCGUCUUCAUCAUGGACGACUGCGAGGAGAUCAUUCCCGAGUACCUCAACUUCGUCAAGGGCAUCGUCGACUCCGAGGACCUGCCGCUGAACAUCUCCCGCGAGACGCUCCAGCAGAACAAGAUCCUCAAGGUCAUCCGCAAGCACGUCGUCAAGAAGUGCAUGGACCUCUUCUCCGAGAUCGCCGAGGACAAGGACAACUUCCAGAAGUUCUGGGAGGCGUUCGGCAAGAACAUCAAGCUCGGUAUCCACGAGGACGCGCAGAACCGCUCCAAGCUCGCCGAGUUCCUCCGCUUCCACUCGACCAAGUCCGGCGAUGAGCUCACUUCGCUCAAGGACUACAUCACGCGCAUGCCCGAGGUCCAGAAGAACAUCUACUACCUCACCGGCGAGUCGCUUGCCGCCGUCCGCGACUCUCCCUUCCUUGAGGUCCUCAAGAAGAAGGGCUUCGAGGUCCUCCUCCUCGUCGACCCCAUCGACGAGUACGCCGUCACUCAGCUCAAGGAGUUCGAGGGCAAAACGCUCGCGUCUGUGUCCAAGGAGGGUCUUGAGCUCGAGGAGACCGAGGAGGAGAAGAAGGCGCGCGAGGAGGAGGCCAAGUCGUUCGAGGAUCUCUGCAAGAUCAUCAAGGAGGCGCUCGGCGAGAAGGUUGAGAAGGUCGUCGUCUCGAACCGUAUCGCCGACUCUCCCUGCGUGCUCGUCACCGGCCAGUUCGGUUGGUCGUCCAACAUGGAGCGCAUCAUGAAGGCGCAGGCGCUCCGCGACUCUUCGAUGUCGUCGUACAUGGCGUCGAAGAAGACGCUCGAGCUCAACCCGACGCACCCGAUCAUCAAGGAGCUCCGCAAGAAGGUCGGCGAGGACAAGGCUGACAAGUCCGUCCGCGAUCUCACGUACUUGCUGUACGAGACUGCCCUGCUCACCUCUGGCUUCACGCUCGAGGAGCCCACGUCGUUCGCCAAGCGCAUCUACCGCAUGAUCUCGCUCGGUCUCGACGUCGACGAGGACGAGGAGCCCGCAGCGGCCGCUGAGGAGGACGACGACUUGCCGCCGCCGCUCGAGGGCGCCGGUGCGUCUGCGAUGGAGGAGAUCGACUAA